UGUCCACCAUGGCUACUUUCACCUGUUCCGCCUCCGACCUCCACGCUCUCCUCGGCGGAAGCGCAAACUCCACAGCCGCUGCCGAAUACAUCUGUGGCGGCUUCAAUGCCGUCGCAAACAAAUUCAUCGACACUUCCUAUGCUGUCGACAACACUUACCUUCUAUUCUCAGCUUACCUUGUUUUUGCCAUGCAACUAGGUUUUGCUAUGCUUUGUGCCGGUUCUGUUCGUGCCAAAAACACUAUGAACAUUAUGUUAACCAAUGUUCUUGAUGCCGCAAUAGGUGGUAUUUUUUUCUAUGUUUUUGGUUUUGCCCUAGCUUUUGGAACACCUUCAAACGGUUUCAUAGGAAAACAUUUUUUUGGUCUUACUGAUUUCCCUUCACAAUCUUUUGAUUACGGUUUUUUCCUCUUUCAAUGGGCUUUUGCCAUUGCUGCAGCAGGGAUCACAAGUGGAUCAAUUGCUGAGAGAACACAGUUCGUUUCUUAUUUGAUUUAUUCGUCGUUUUUAACCGGUUUAGUUUAUCCAAUUGUUGCUCAUUGGUUUUGGUCUGCUGAUGGUUGGGGUAGUCCGGUUCGGUCUGAAAAUCUUUUGUUUGGUUCUGGUGUUAUUGAUUUUGCUGGUUGUGGUGUUGUUCAUUUAGUUGGUGCAGUUGCUGGUUUUUGGGGUGCUUUUAUUGAAGGACCGAGAAUUGGUAGAUUUGAUCAUGAGGGUAAAAGUUCUCCAAUUAGAGGACAUAGUGGUACUUUAGUUGUUAUGGGAACUUUUUUACUUUGGUUUGGUUGGUAUGGUUUUAACCCUGGUUCUUUUCUUAAUAUUGUGAAAGCUUAUGGUGAAAGUGGUCAUUACUAUGGUCAAUGGAGUGCUAUUGGGAGGACAGCUGUCACAACUACAUUGGCUGGAUGUACUGCAGCUCUCACUACUUUGUUUGGUAAACGUAUGCAAACAGGUCAUUGGAGUGUUAGUGAUGUGUGCAAUGGUUUGCUUGGUGGUUUUGCUGCUAUAACUGCAGGGUGUUCUGUUGUGGAUCCAUGGGCUGCUAUUAUUUGUGGUUUUGUUGCUGCUUGGGUGUUGAUUGGAUGCAAUUUGUUAGCUGAGAAAUUUCACUAUGAUGAUCCUCUUGAAGCUGCACAACUUCAUGGUGGUUGUGGUACUUGGGGGAUUAUUUUCACUGCUUUGUUUGCUAAGAAACAGUAUGUGAAUGAGGUUUAUUCUGGUUCACCUGAUAGAACUUAUGGUUUGUUGUUGGGAGGUGGUGGAAGAUUAUUGGCUGCACAUGUUGUUCAGAUUUUGGCUAUUGUUGCUUGGGUGAGUAUUACUAUGGGAACAAUGUUUUUUCUUCUUCAUAAAUUGAAUUUGCUUAGGUCUUCACCCGAGGAAGAGAUGGAAGGUCUGGAUUUAACUAGCCAUGGUGGAUUGGCUUAUGAGUAUCACCAAGAGGCUGAAGAACAUGCCAAAAGACGUGCAUUUGAAGUAUGAAGGAAACCAUAGAAGAUUCUAGAUUUACACAUUAGUUAUAGUAGCCAGAAGUUAUGAAUAUUCCUUAAUUAUUUUCAUGUUUCUUUAUUAUUGAAUAAAUUUUCACAUUAAGUAUGGU
Medicago truncatula (barrel medic) is the source of this 1596-nucleotide messenger RNA. Its product is annotated as ammonium transporter 1 member 4. Gene Ontology annotation, cellular component: plasma membrane. Gene Ontology annotation, biological process: ammonium transmembrane transport; ammonium homeostasis. Gene Ontology annotation, molecular function: ammonium channel activity. The record is from RefSeq and is a predicted model, not a curated record. The transcript has a single exon. The coding region runs from base 9 to 1478 and encodes 489 amino acids. NCBI's taxonomy places the organism in Eukaryota, Viridiplantae, Streptophyta, Magnoliopsida, Fabales, Fabaceae.